Coniophora puteana RWD-64-598 SS2 is the source of this 2734-nucleotide messenger RNA. RefSeq lists its product as uncharacterized. The transcript is spliced from 5 exons. Bases 128 to 2176 code for a protein of 682 amino acids. The record is from RefSeq and is a predicted model, not a curated record. Lineage: Eukaryota; Fungi; Basidiomycota; Agaricomycetes; Boletales; Coniophoraceae. Gene Ontology annotation, molecular function: thiosulfate-cyanide sulfurtransferase activity; protein tyrosine phosphatase activity. Gene Ontology annotation, cellular component: cytoplasm; nucleus. Gene Ontology annotation, biological process: positive regulation of G2/M transition of mitotic cell cycle; G2/M transition of mitotic cell cycle; protein dephosphorylation.
AUUAUUUCGUCCAGCAGCCUCGAACUAACUUUCGUACACGUUCCGUUCAACUUUCGGCACUCGAGGUCACAUUUUUGACUAUCAUCCCCACCAGAGACUACGGCGCUCCACCAGCACCUCACCCGAAAUGCCCUUCGCUGUUUCUUCCGCGUCGUCUCAAUUUCUCAAAGCACCGUCCGGUCAUGCUUCAAAGUCGAAUGUCAAGCCACAUGACGAUGUUGACGAUUUCUUGUCUUCUGAUCUGGAGCUAUCAUUUGCCUCCACCAUGUCAUUGAAUUCGCCCCGUCGCAAUAAUGCUGACCUUAGCUUUGAUGAUGAACGCGACGAACCCAUGGAUAUAUCCCCCGCCCCCGUCAAAACCGCACAUCGGCUCCUAGGAGAGAAGAGUUUGAGGUCUCGUGCCACCAUCAAUGAUAAUAGGCUGUUCGGACGCGACUUGAGCAACAACACUAGUGCAAACGAGACACCUUCACAUGUCAUCAAGUCUGGCACUCAACGCAGCGCGCUGCCCGUGGAGUGGCUUUCUACUUCACGGCCGACGAAGACGACUGAUGAGAACAUCUUCGCCCCGCCCCCGACCUCGCCCAUAGACGCCAUGGAUAUUGACAACUCGUCAUUCACUGUUGAACAGGAUUUACUCACUUCAUCACCUCCCGCAUCUGCAGCGCCAACUAUCAGAGGGUUUAACGAUCUCUUCUAUGGGUCAACAUCUCCUCCUCGUCUCGAGUCCCCAGUUGGCCGAAUGCUCAAGAAGCGCCGCUCAUUCUCUCCAGAAUCCGCUCGCAAGCCGAAGCAUGAUGUGUUCGAGCUCCCAUCGUCUCCUGGCUUUGACAACUCUCCCUCGCAACAUAAGCUUAAUCGCAUUUCUAGUGGACCCUUAUUUCCGCCGUUAGGCAAACCUGCCUUGCAAAGUCUUUGUGCUGUCUCAAGCAAGCGUCCUCGCCGACCAGGUUUCCCUGAAGACCCUGUUCAAUCAGCUUAUCCGAUCAUGGACAGCGUCAAUGACGAUUCAAAGGACGAAGACAAUAUCAGACCACCAGCUGCUAGACGUGCAUUUUCUGCUAUGUUCCCUCCGGCGGACACCACUUCUUCCGAUGCAUCGAUUUCUUUCGACGGUCCGGAUAUGUCCUCACCUGCUCAAGCAUAUACCAAACGUCAGCAAGCUAAGACUUUACGCCGCCGCGAUGGCACAGAAGACUUCCGGCCUUUGACGGGCGCCACGGGCGUUACGGGACCAAAUGGCGAACAAAGCCCUGCUACGAAGUUCUUGCAUGGUGGUGUGGGCAUGCCUGGCUUUGGCGAUAACGAAGCAGCGGGCAAGAUUCUACCUUGCCAUCGCGUCAGGGAAGAUGGCCUUAUGAGGAUCAAGGCACAGACUCUUAAUGCCCUCCUGGAUGGGGAGUUUGACUCACAGAUUGCAGAAUACCGCAUUGUCGAUUGUCGCUUCGACUAUGAGUACAGUGGCGGCCAUAUCCCUGGUGCCAUCAAUGUCAAUACUACGAGCGACGUUGAAGAGCUUCUUCUUACGGACAAGAAGCCAGUUCCGUGUGUUAGCGGCGAUGUAGCGAAGAAGACCGUGCUGGUUUUCCACUGCGAAUUCAGUGCGCAACGCGCACCCACCUUUGCAAAACAUCUUCGGUCGAAGGAUCGUGCUAGUAACAACCAUGUCUACCCUAGGAUUCAUUAUCCCGAGGUUUACGUUCUAGAGGGAGGGUACUGCGCUUAUUACAAGCACUCCUCUCAACGCUGCGAGCCCCGCGGCUACGUCACGAUGGAUGAUCCCAACCACGCCAAUUCUCGCAGGGAAGAUCUUGAUCAGUUCCGCAAGUCUAAGUUCGGCCGCACAAAGUCUUAUGCUUACGGAGAUGGCCUGGGUUCGAAGGGUUCUUCUCAACAAGGUCAACUCAAGAGGAACACUGCUCCAGCCGCACCUGGCAUGUUCACUACCGCCAGUACCCUAGCCCGUACUCGUCGAAACGGGUCGGGUAGUAGCUCUCUCGCGACCUUACCGGAGGCCGGAAACACUACUAUUCCCACCGACGAUGAGAUAGACAUAGGCGACAGUCCAUGCCCCCCAUCCAACAAAGGCGUUAUGCUCUCGAAGGCCAAGAAGCUGUCGCGUGUCCCGUUCACUCGUGCUGACACCCUCGACGCUGGUCGCAUGAACUACCACUAAUCUACCAAGCACCAGCGUGUGCUCCUGACAUCCAACUCAUCUCGACGUCAUUGAUCCUGAGCGACAAUCUAUCCUUCCCAUCAUUCUCAGUUCUUUAUUUAAGCAAAUAUCCGCAGGUCGACAUCUAAACGCCGUUUUCUCCCAUAUAAACCACCACAUUUAUCGAAUUUUACGCCUAUGCACGACGACUCGAACGUCAACGUUUAUCACGUCUUAUGCUCUGAUGUGUCCUAUCACAAAACCAUCCAUCCAGAAAUCUCUUCCCCGUUGAAACGUUCAUAGCUCUCAUCACCCUCGCCCUCAACAUCAAAUCACAUCAAAUCACAUCAAAUCACAUCAAAUCACAUCAAAUUCAGCAUAGUCUCGAAUCUGCACUGCAGCCAUAGCUGGACAUGUUGCUCGCCUUAAGUGCAUUUGUUUGAUUACCAGCAUGUGCUCAUCCGUCGUGCAACUGUAUGUUGCUUGUUUCCUCUACUUAUAUAUUAAUUUUUGUCGACGAAUCUCUUAUCUCAUCCCUUUCACAAGCACCUAUCUCUUGUCUCUCUUUUUCUUCCAUCU